This is a messenger RNA of Paramecium sonneborni, 2470 nucleotides long. The record is from the annotation of a GenBank genome assembly. Lineage: Eukaryota; Ciliophora; Oligohymenophorea; Peniculida; Parameciidae.
AUGGAAGAAAUAAAACUUUGCAUUUCAAGUCCUUAGGGCUUUUAACUUAAUAUAAAUAAAGUGUUAGAUAAAUUGAAAAAAGAGAAGUAUAGUAUUGUUGAAAUAAAAAAAGUGAUUUUGCUCCAAAUUUCCUUUAAUUUGCAAAUGAAAUAUUUUAAAGUGAUGAAAUUUUACUAAAGAAAUAUCUGAUUUUAAUGGUAUAGUUAAUUGAAUAUGUUUCUUUUAGAUAAUAAGAGAAUCAGUUUAUACAAAUUAAAUUGGAUCUGUAACAAAUAAAUUGGCUAGCAAUAGCUCAAUUUUAAAUUACUUCUAAGAAAUUGUAAUGUUUCAACCAGGUUCUGAUGAUGAAUAUAAAGGGAUUUAUAGAUUUGAAAAUGAUAGUAAUAAUAAUAAUUAUUAUUAGCUCCACAGAUAGCUAUAAAAUACUUUAAUUUGAUAUUGGAACUAAUCAAAUUUUUGGCUGAAAAAUAUCCUGAAACUUAAACUAAAAAAUCUACAAAAUUUAAAUUACUAUAUGACAGAUUGAUUCAAUAAGGAAUAAUCUUUCCAACAGAAAAUAUAGAAUUAAUAGCUAAAAUUAAUGAUAUAGAAGAGGCUGUUUAAGAAAAUUAACCAAUUAAAAAGCCUUAAGUAUAAUAAAUAGAAUCAAAUAGAGAAACUGGAAUACAUUAAUUAGAAGAAUUACAAAUAGAAAUGAAUGAGUAGAUUGAUACAAUAUGGGAUAUGCUUAAUGAUUAAAAUUGUGAUCCAGAUGGGGCAAAAGAUAGUAUCUAAAAAUUAUGAUUUUAGUGUUAAAGAUUUAUUGGGAUACUUUUAAAGAGAGUGAUGCUAAAUUAAAAUAAUUAGAAUACGAAUUAACUGAAAUAUUAAGUUAAUAAUAAAAAGAUUAGAUUGAAUUACUAUGUAAUUUCAUUAAGACUUUCAAUUUGAAGUUUAAUCAUUUUGAGAGAAAUAAAACAAAAAAUGGAUUCUUAGAAUUUCAACAUUCAGUAUUAACUGAGGCUAGUAAAAUUACUAAAAAAACUUACACUCCAUCUGAUGCUUAUUAAAAAUCUAAAAUUUAACCUCUUUCUCCAGCAAGAUAAAAUGGACAUGAUGAUACUCAAGAUAUUUCAAGAUAAAAUGAUAUAACAAGUACUUAAAUUGAGAAAAAAGAAAAAGUUGUUUCUUAAGUUAAUUAUUAAAAAGAAUUAGAAUAAUAAAAAUAAUUUGAUUAAUCAAAAUUUUAAGAUAGAUCUAAAUAUGUUGAAAAAUAGAAAGUAGCUAAAUAAUAAUACAAUUAAUAUGAUGAGUAUGAUACUUUAAAUGAACAAAAUUAAUUUUAAUAAUAUUAAAAUGACUAAUAAUUAUUAUAAAAUCAAUUUCAAGAAUAAUAGCAUUAUCAUAAUUAAUAAGAUUAGAAUUAGACAAAAUAUAUAAAACCACCUAAUCAAAGUAAUACUCUUUUACUUGAAACUGAAUUGUCUUAAUUUGAAUAAAAUAUACCACAAUAACAUAAAAAUCAUUUUGCUUAAGAUUAUUAUUAAUAAUAGGUUAAAUAAGAAGAUAAUCAAAAUUCUUUAGAAUAAUAUUAAGAUUAGUAUACUUAGAAACCUUAAGGAAUGAAGUUAACUUUUGGGAAUAGUAUUGAAUAAGGAUAAGAUUAAAGGAAUAAAAUAUAAAGUUAAGUAUAAUACAAAGAACUGAAGGAUUUAUAAAAGUAUCCUUAGUAACCAGAAUAUGGUGUUUCAUAUUCAGGAUCUAAAUAAAAUAGUCAAAUAAUGGAUAUGUAACAAAAAUUAAGUCGAUCUGGAUAUACAUAAAAGAUGAUCGAUAUUUGGAAGAAAACAUGUUUAUUAGGAAAAGGAAAUUUAUUUGAGAAUGAACUAAUUAGAGUUUAUUGUACAUUUGGAUUAUAAUAUCAAGUAUUAAAUAAUAAAAACUAUUUAAAAAUAUCUAUGUAUAUUUUGAAUAAGAUUGAUUAAAAUUUGUCAAUAAAUAUAAAAUUUUAAGGAGAUAAAUGUAAUUAUAAAUUUAUAACAAUCAGCAACUAAAUUUUGGAUAAAAUAAGAUAAUAAAAAGAUUUUGGAGAGAGAAUCAUAAUCUGUAAUAAUAGUUGAUGAAUGCAAAGAACUUAUUAAUUGUAAGAUUUAGAUUGAUAAUUAAUUCUUUAAUGUUUUUUUGCCAACAAGCCAAUAUAAUUUUAUAGAUUUUGUAGAUUUAAGACCAGAGAUUUAUUAAAUAAAAGUAAAGGAUGUGCAGUUUUAUUAAAGUCAACCUUUUAGAUUGUAAGUAGGUUGGGAAACCUUUAAGAAAAUACGAUUUACUGAAGUAAACAAUUACUAUGGUAAUGAAUUAAAAAAUAUUGUAAUUAGGAGCAGCUUAUGGAAAUAAUAACUACAUUAGGGUUGUAAUGGUAGAGAAGAAUAAUUGGAUUAUAGAGGCAACUGAUUAAAAUCUUAUUCCAUAAUUAUUGUUUUUGUUUUCUUGA